Molecule: messenger RNA, 981 nt
Organism: Aspergillus tanneri
Lineage: Eukaryota; Fungi; Ascomycota; Eurotiomycetes; Eurotiales; Aspergillaceae
Gene: DRE2
Product: electron carrier
Exons: 1
Coding region: 1-981 (326 amino acids)
Biological process (GO): iron-sulfur cluster assembly
Cellular component (GO): cytoplasm
Molecular function (GO): iron-sulfur cluster binding
Source: RefSeq, a predicted model, not a curated record
AUGGCGGUCACCAUCGACAUGGCCGAUGACUUCAACCCCGCCCCAACGCCCAAGGUGAUCCAACAGCGCAACCUUCUCCUGGCACCGCCCUCGAUCGCUGCUCAUGAGGAGAAACUACGUGACCUGUUUUCCACCUUCGACCGCUCAACCACCGAUCUGCAGAUGCUGGACCGCCUCGGCGCCGGCCUCGUUCCUCUCCCCGCGGAUACCUACGAUCUCGUGCUGGUUCUGACCGACACCGAUGGCGCCCGCCGCGAGGAGGCUAUCAAACUGCUCAGUCGGGAUGUAUACAAGGUCCUCGUGCCGGCCAUGAAGGCUGGAGGGAAACUACAGCUGCAAGAGGGUCGUCUCGGAGCCAACGAAGGACUGGAGGCCAUUUUGGCGGGACUGGUCGAGAAGGACGGCAGUUUCGAGAAACAGAUGUUUGAGACCGCCGCGGUACCACUCCGACUAGGUGGGAAGAGGAAGAAGAAGGAAACAUCAUCCAACGGUGUUUCGAAUGGUUUUUCAAACGGUGUUCAGACAAAUGGCACGAACGGCGUGGGGUUCGUCGAUGGCGACGAGUUGAUUGAUGAAGACACCUUAUUGUCGGAGGAUGAUAUGAAGAGACCAUUGCAAAUACGUUCGUUCCCCUCUUUACGCCCUGUGUUCUUGCUAACGCUCGCAGCGUCGAAUUGUCAGCCGGAGACUGCCAAAAAGCGACGACGCCCCUGUAAGGACUGCACCUGCGGACUGGCGGAGAAACUCGAGAAAGAGGACCAAGAACGUCAGGCCCAGGCAACGAAGGACUUGAGCAUUCUCAAGCUGCAGGCGGACGAUCUCAACGACGAGCUAGAUUUCACUGUGCAAGGGAAGACCGGCUCAUGUAACAGCUGCUCCCUGGGCGAUGCUUUCCGCUGCUCGACAUGUCCGUACAUUGGCCUCCCUCCGUUCAAACCCGGAGAGGAGGUCAAGAUUAUGAAUGAUAUGAUCCAGUUGUGA